GAUAAAUUAGCAAAAGUAUAAUUGAGGCAACUUAAAAGUUGAAACUAAUCUCUCUUGGCUGGGGUUCACAUUGUUUCAGGACGCUUUCUGAUCUUCGUUUCUCUCCGCUCACACUCAGUCACAGGGAUUUCUCCCCAAGGGGAUGUGAUUUUUGGCAUCUCUUGUUGGGAGUGGGAGUUUGAAGAGUCUGCUGAAUUCAUAAGUAAUCUAGAGGAAUGGCAGCACCAGUCAGUAAUGGUCAUUCUGAAGAAGGAAGAAAUGAGAAGUCAUUGAUGGAAAAUGGGGAAUACACUUUCUUCGCUAGGUCCAUGUAUAAGCGGCGGAAAGUCUCUGCUGUUCGUGAUUUCCCAGAUGGAUGUGGACCAUUUGCUUUGAGGAUUGAUCCAGUGUUAAACGUAAAUAUUGUGGGUUGUGGUUCAACUAAUGGUACAAUUAUUGAGGAUAAGAAUGGUGAACAUUUAGGGGAUGAUACUGUUAAAACUUCCAACUGUGAAAAUGAUGGCAGUCAUUCUGAAGUAAAAGAUUCACUUCUCACUGAAACUCUUGGUCAAACAACUGACAGUGGUUUGAAUAUGGAAAACCCUGUAGUCUCAUCUCCUCAAGUGAAUGGGUCUACUGCAGAACAUGAACCUGCAAAAGUGACUAUUGGCCAAACAAUUGAGUCUGGUUUGAAUAAGGAAAACCCUGUUGUCUCAUCUCAUAAAAUGGAUGGACUUACUGCAGAAGAGGAAGCUGCAAAAGUGACUGUUGAACAAACAAUUGACCGUGUUUUGAACAAGGAAAACCCCGUGGUCUCAUCUCAUCAAGUGGAUGGGCCUACUGCAGAAGACGAGUCUGUCAAAGUGCCAUUAGUGGACAUAGAAAUUCUGAAUGCAGAGUUUGCAAGAACUGCAAACACUGUAAAAUGUGACUCCUCUUAUAUGUUGAAGUCAUCUUCUCAAGUGGGUGAAGUGGUUAUGUCAGGUGGUUUAAAACCCUUAUUGCCCAAUGUCAAUAUAUCUGGUUCUAGUGCUUGCAUGGUGGAGCCUGUAACUAGAAGGUAUCUUCCUCGAAGAAAAGUUUCAGCUCUCAGAGACUUCCCAGCUUUAUGUGGACGCAAUGCUCCACAUCUCAGUAAGGACAAGGAUGUGUGUCUAGAGGGGAUCUCUUCUUUAAAUAACAAGAAAGCGUGUCAACAGAACCUGGCCUUAGAUGACAACAAUCCAUUGAAAGAAGUAGGAGCCAUGGCUGUAGAUCCAUUGAAAGAAGUAGGACCCGCUGAUGUAAAAGAAAUUAAAAGUAACAUCCAAGAUGAAUAUGGUUACAAGAGAAAGCUUGUGGACAUCGUCCAAACUGAUUCUGAAAGUAAUGCUGCAAAGAGAGUGAAGAAGCCACUGGAAAUCAAGAGAGACAAGCACUUUACACUUCCUGAAGAAAGUAAUCAUCAUGUUAAAAUAAAUUCCAAGGCAGAGGUAAAAGAGCAAAAUAGGGAAGAGACAAAGCCUUUGGAUCUAUCUCAUUCUAAGCAUAAGUUGAAAGGGAAUUUCAAUGGAUCCCGGGUCUCAUCAGAGAGGAAAGUAGUACUAGGUUUGAUGGCUGAAUCAGAAUGUCCUUGGAGGUCUGACAAAGGUUCCUCAAAAUUUAAGUUCGGUGAUGCUAAAAAUGAAGGCAAGAAAAAGAAAGUAACUGUUGCAUUGCCUGACAGGUCUAAAACAGCUAUCAAGAGUAAAGGUGCACAAAAUUAUUCUAGGCAGAAGCCUUUCAAAAAGAAAAAAGGAAAUGCUACUUCUGAAGGUAUGAGUGAAUUAGUAAUUUGCGAAAAGAAGGAUAGUCUCGAUUCAUAUGAAAAUAAUGAAGACCUUCAAAUUGUUCUGAAAUCACAUGAGUUCAAUGUAAAUGUUACUCCUUCUCAUUCUAAUUUCACUGGUGAUGAGGACGACUCAAAUGUGACCCGGAAAAAAGUGAGGAAAACUUUACGGUUGUUUCAAGUGGUUUUCAGAAAGCUUUUACAGGAAGUAGAAUCAAAGUUAAGUGAGCGAGCAAAUAGUAAAAGAGUUGAUUUAAUUGCUGCAAAGAUCCUUAAGGAGAAUGGACAUUAUGUUAACUCAGGCAAGCAGAUACUGGGUGAUGUCCCCGGGGUUGAAGUUGGUGAUGAAUUUCAAUACAGGGUGGAGCUUAAUAUAGUUGGCCUUCAUCGUCAGAUUCAGGGUGGCAUAGAUUAUGUGAAGCAAAAUGGUAAGAUUCUUGCAACUAGUAUUGUUGCGUCAGGGGCUUAUGCUGAUGAUUUGGAUAAUUCAGAUGGCUUGAUAUAUACAGGGCAGGGUGGGAAUGUGAUGAACACUGAUAAAGAACCUGAAGACCAGAAGCUUGAGCGGGGCAAUCUUGCUCUGAAGAACAGUAUUGAGGAAAAGAACAGUGUUAGGGUGAUACGUGGCUCUGAAUCAAUGGAUGGAAAGUGCAGGAUAUAUGUUUAUGAUGGACUGUAUGUGGUUGAGUCUUGUUGGCAGGAUGUGGGACCACAUGGGAAGCUGGUUUAUAAGUUUCGACUGCGAAGAAUCCUUGGUCAACCAGAGCUUGCUUUGAAGGAAGUGAAGAAAUCUAAAAAGUUCAAAACAAGAGAAGGUGUAUGUGUUGAUGAUAUUUCUUAUGGAAAAGAACGUAUUCCGAUAUGUGCUGUGAACACCAUAGAUGAUGAAAACCCCCCUCCGUUUAAUUACAUAACUAGCAUGAUAUACCCCAAUUGCCAUGUCCUUCCUGCAGAAGGAUGUGAUUGUACUAAUGGAUGCUCCGAUUUGGAGAAAUGUUCAUGUGUAGUGAAAAAUGGGGGAGAGAUUCCAUUCAAUCACAAUGAGGCUAUUGUACAAGCAAAGCCUCUGGUCUAUGAGUGUGGACCUACCUGUAAAUGUCCUUCAACAUGCCAUAAUAGAGUCAGCCAACUUGGCAUAAAGUUUCAACUUGAAAUAUUUAAAACCGAUACAAGGGGAUGGGGUGUGAGAUCCCUGAAUUCAAUCCCAUCAGGAAGUUUUAUAUGUGAAUAUAUAGGGGAGCUUCUUGAAGACAAGGAAGCUGAACAAAGAACCGGUAAUGAUGAGUAUCUUUUUGAUAUUGGAAAUAACUAUAGCAACAGUACUCUUUGGGAUGAUCUUUCGACUCUCACGACUCUCAUGCCUGAUGCACACACAGCUUCUUGUGAAGUUGUGAAGGAUGGUGGUUUCACCAUUGACGCUGCUCAGUUUGGUAAUUUGGGGAGAUUCAUCAACCAUAGCUGCUCCCCUAAUCUUAUUGCUCAGAAUGUCCUUUAUGAUCACCAUGACACCAGGAUGCCUCACAUAAUGUUCUUUGCUGCUGAUAACAUUCCUCCCUUGCAAGAGCUGACUUAUGAUUACAAUUAUGAAAUAGAUCAAGUUCGUGAUUCUGAUGGCAAUAUAAAAAAGAAGUAUUGCUAUUGUGGUUCUGUGGAUUGUACUGGCAGGAUGUAUUGAGGGCAACAAGGUUAAUUAAUGUAAUAGUGUUUUUCUGCAGUCUUAAUGCGAAGUUCAUCAAUAUCCUUCUUCUUCAAUGUAAGGAAGACGAGUGUUAGUAAUCAAUGUUGUUAAAUAGCAGGGUGACAGAAAAUUGAUAGGUUGCCAUUUUAUGGUCGUGGUGUAACGGGUUUUACAUGACGACUGUCAUACUUGUGUGCCCAUGGCGAUUGUGCACAGAAAAUUGCGGACAUGCGUGUGAAUAUAGCUUACUAAAUUUAAAAAACAAAUAUUAUCAAAAUGCUCUCAGCUAUUAUAGAUCCAGACAUGCGUGUGAAUAUAGCUUAGCCUACUUCCUGUAUUUAACGCAAGGAGAAAUUUUUGUGUACUAUUAAUCUAAUUAUAUUAGUAAUAAAGGUACGUGUUUGUCUA
Molecule: messenger RNA, 3872 nt
Organism: Glycine soja
Lineage: Eukaryota; Viridiplantae; Streptophyta; Magnoliopsida; Fabales; Fabaceae
Product: histone-lysine N-methyltransferase, H3 lysine-9 specific SUVH6-like
Exons: 2
Coding region: 216-3461 (1081 amino acids)
Cellular component (GO): nucleus
Molecular function (GO): zinc ion binding; histone methyltransferase activity; protein binding
Source: RefSeq, a predicted model, not a curated record